CCAAACAGCCGUUGGACACCAGAGCACGACUAUCCCAGCAAGGAACACAUUCAAAAUCAAACAAUCAAUAUCAGGCCUAUUGCCGCAAAAUGUAUGGCCGCGUGAUCCGGAUCAUAGCUUAAUUCAUUCCAGCUCCACAGGCGUGCGACUAACCACGAGCAAAGCUCCAUAGAAUACGCGCACCCAUAAGUUCACUGGUGUUUUCGACGUUAAACAAAGACCACCACAGCAGCGAAAACCCACCUGUAUCCCCGAAAAUGGCCUUGGCUGAAACCAUUCUACGCAAGGCAAACAAGCUCGGGCUUUUCCCGAAAGUCAUCGCGAAGCUCCCCGUGGUUUCGCUCGUCUUUGCCCUCGUCAGUGUAUGUUGGCUUCUUCUCUUGCCUAUGGACGGCCAGUUCCGCCACACGUACAUCUCCGAAAACGCGUUGAUGCCCGGCCAGGUCAACUCGUAUUUCCGGGAAUCAGAAUGGAACCACGUGCGUGGAUUCCGGGCCGAGACCGCCAAGUGGGCCUUCGACCAGGUGUCCCACGAGAACCCACAACUAGAAGCGUGGCUUCGGGACUUUGGCUUGACGGUGUCGCAUCAUUUUGACGCCAAAACAAACUCCAGCACCAUGUACGCGCUCAUGCACGCGCCGAGGGGCGACGAUACCGAGUCUCUUGUGUUGGUGACGCCGUAUUUCACGUCCAGUGGAGAGGAAAACAUAGGCGGGCUAGCGUUGGCGCCGGCGUUGGCACGGUACUUCUCGCGGAUGUCCAUCUGGUCGAAGAACAUCAUUUUCGUGUUUCCCAAAGACGGCCACUCGGUGCUCCGCUCGUGGGUUGAGGCCUACCACACCACCUUGGACGUCACGGCAGGCUCGAUCGAGGCGGCCAUUGUGAUGGAGUACCCGUUGGAAUCCGACAACUUCAGCCACUUGGAAAUCAUCUACGAGGGCCUUAACGGGCAGUUGCCCAACUUGGACUUGAUCAACGUCGCCACAACCGUUGCCAGGCACGAAAACAUGAAGGUCAGUGUCCAGGGCACAUCCCACGAGAACCUCGACCGAUCCGAUUACUGGUCGCGCCUCGAGGUGUUGGCGCGGGGCAUUUUCAAAUUGGCCGUGACGGGCGUCAACCGCAAGUCCUACGGCUGCGAGGCGUUCUCAGGCUGGCAGAUCCAAGCCAUCACCGUAAAGGCCGUGGGGACUGGAGGGCCGGACGUCACGCAGUUCGGGCGGAUCGUGGACUCGUCCUUCCGGUCCGUGAACAACUUGCUUGAGAAGUUCCACCAGUCGUUUUUCUUCUACUUGUUGCUUUCGCCCACGCAUUUCGUGUCCAUCGGCACCUACUUGCCGUCGGCCGUUCUUCUUGGCGCGUCGUUCCUCGUGAGCUCGCUCUACUCAUUUGCACGUGGUGUUUCCGCAGCAGAGUUUUUAUCCAGCAUUGGCAGCGUGUUGCGCUUGUUUUCCGCCAUAGAGGCUGUUUGCAUAGUGGGGGCAGUGUUCCUUCAAAACUUGGCAGUGUCCUCUGCCGAUCCAGAACCGGUUGCGCAGGCCAUCACCGUGGCAUUGAUUGCUUUCACAGUGGUGCUUUCCACGGGCUCCCUCACCUUCGGUGCACUUAAACUCCGGGUGUCCAGACCAGCGUCGUACUUGAUUCUUUCCUUUGCGCUCUAUUUCAUUGCCAUGCUCAUCGUCGCACUCUUGAUUGUGCACUUUGCGUUGGCCUUCUCCAUCGGCAUCAGUGCGCUUCCCUUGACUUUCAUCCAAGACCUGCUAAUGCAGACCCACGGCAGCGGCGCUGCGCUGCUUAGAACAAGGCUGAAAGUCGUGUUGUGUCUCGUCGUCUCGUCGCCCAUAACUGCUGUGGUCCUCUUGGGCUACAUUCUCGAUGGGGGUAAGACCGAUGGUGUUUUGGGUCUCGUCCACGGGCUUCUUUCGUCGUGGCAUGAAAUGCAGAGCUGGACUUGGUUUGUGCUUGCCUUGGGCUGGCUUCCGGCUUGGGUGGCCGUGGCACUCGUGUGUGCCUUCGGCGAUUUCAGCGUGCCCGUCAAGCAAAAGAACGAAUAGUGGGCUGUACCUACGUAAAAGCCAAUUAAAAAUGAAGAGUCCUUUAACCAUACACAGUCACCUAACGAAAAUCAGUGUCUCACAAGCGACACUUUAGUUCUUGUACUUGGCUACAAAGUUCUUGUGGAACAGUUCCCAUCUCUCGAUCCAGUUCGUGCCUGGAGGCAAGAACGUGGUUCUCAAGUGGUACGUUCCGG
Messenger RNA from Metschnikowia bicuspidata var. bicuspidata NRRL YB-4993, 2251 nucleotides. Its product is annotated as GPI-anchor transamidase subunit. The coding region runs from base 258 to 2054 and encodes 598 amino acids. Gene Ontology annotation, cellular component: GPI-anchor transamidase complex; membrane. Gene Ontology annotation, biological process: attachment of GPI anchor to protein. The transcript has a single exon. Lineage: Eukaryota; Fungi; Ascomycota; Pichiomycetes; Serinales; Metschnikowiaceae. The record is from RefSeq and is a predicted model, not a curated record.